AUGGCUACAAAACGUAAGCGGACUGAUUUAGGAAUUGCACAAAAAUGCGAAAUAUGUUUAUAUAAAGACAAAAAUCCAGGAGCAAGUCAAGAGGAAAUUGCUGCUCACUUCAACUGUGAGUGGAAGACCGUGAUUUCGCGUCGCACCAUUGGUGAUAUACUGAGCCAGAAAAACAAGUGGUCUGUUGGACAGUCAGUUGUUUGUGGUGCAAGAACUGAACCAAAGCGCAUGAGAAAUGCUGAAAAUGUUGAAAUGGGAAAAGCCUUGUUCUUGUGGUUUACAAAAAUGAGAGGCAAACAUGCUGUGGUUACAGAUGCUAUAUUGACUAAAAAGGCAUGUUAUUUUGGCAGUAAGAUGGGCGUCACAGAUUUUACCUAUUCAACAGGAUGCCUAUCGCGGUUCAAAGCACGUUAUGACAUUUCCAUGAAAGUAAUUUGUGGUGAAAGUGAGGGUGUAGACCCAGUUACUGUAGCUGUUGGUCAUUACGAAACUCGUCAGAUAAUUAGCCAGUACAGUGCGAAUGACGUCUACAAUUGCGAUGAAAGUGCUCUUUUUUUUCGAACGCCACCUGGUAAAAUCUUGUCAGCUGGACUAGUGUGUGGAACAAAGCGCUAUAAAGAUCGUGUAACAGUGAUGUUUUGCUGCAAUGCAACUGGAACCAACAAGAGAAAGGUGUUGGUGAUUGGGAAAUCUAAACAGCCACGGUGCUUCCAGAAUUUCAGUGUCCAGCUUUACGUCGACUACGUCCACUCAAGAAAGGGAUGGAUGAAUUCCUCUCUGUUCCUAGACUUUGUUUCAAAACUUAAUGCAGACAUACUAUGCCAAGACCCGAAUAUACUGUUGCUAUUGGACAAUGCAUCUAGUCAUCCAGCAGAUGUGGAACUAGCCAACGUGACAUUCUGUUUCCUUCCACCAAACACCACAAGCCAUUUGCAGCCUCUUGAUGCAGGUAUCAAGUGCUUCAAAUCUCAUUAUCGCAAGCUGCAGCUGCAGCACAUUGUGCAGAUGAUGGAUGCUGAUUCUGAUCCUGAUGUUAACCUGAAAGAGGCUGUCAGUUUUAUCCGGGCUGCAUGGAAAAAUGUCAGUCCACUUGUUAUUCAGAACUGCUGGGCACAUGCCGGAUUGAUUGACAAAGGCAGUCUGGCAACAAACACCCAUGAUAUGACUGAAAGUGUGCCAGCUGUAACAUCAGCUCAGUUGUCUGAUAUCCAGGCUAUCCUCAUGAAACUUCCAGCUGCGGCCAGUCUUUUUGACAGCUGCUGA
Messenger RNA from Protopterus annectens (West African lungfish), 1263 nucleotides. RefSeq names its product tigger transposable element-derived protein 6-like. Gene Ontology annotation, molecular function: DNA binding. Bases 1 to 1263 code for a protein of 420 amino acids. The record is from RefSeq and is a predicted model, not a curated record. NCBI's taxonomy places the organism in Eukaryota, Metazoa, Chordata, Ceratodontiformes, Protopteridae. Gene Ontology annotation, cellular component: nucleus. The transcript has a single exon.